UACCGAACGUUCUAUCAAACCGUGACAAGCGUGGAGAUUUCCCGAGUUCACCGCGUAUCCGUAUCAUCAUAGUGUUCUCUAGUGCACUGCGGAGUCUCUAAAGCGGCUUGGAAUGGCUCGGUCUGCCGACGACGAUCCGUUUGGGGAAAAUGAAUUCGUUGUCACCGAAGAGGAUGUCGCGGAUUUUAGGAAGCAAGUCCUUGAGGAAGUAGCGGUCAACGCUCAGCUAUAUCAUCCCAAGGAUGUGGACACGAUAAAAAGCAAUUAUGAGAUUUGCCGCCGAUACGUGAGACAUAAACGACGAGAUAUCACCGCGGCCGUCGAGAUGGCGAAGAAAAGCUUGCAAUGGCGGAACGAAUUCGGAGUCAACGAUUUAGGAAUCGAAGAGAAACUUUCAGGGAUCUCCGAGUCGAAUAUCUACAGAUUGUAUCUCAAUGUCGGCUGCUUCAUACCGUUCAAAAAAGACAGAGAGGGCAGUCAAUGCAUAAUCUUCCGUACGAGACUUCAUCGGAAAAACGCCGCUCGGUCGCACGACAUGAAAAGAUUCAUGAUUUUCUGGGUCGAAAAACUCCUGUACGAACAGAACAACCCGCGAAUGACCUUCAUUUUCGAUAGCACCGACGCGUCGUACAGUAGCAUGGACUUGGAACAAAUCAUGUUCACCAUUCAGAUUUUCAAUGAGUACUAUCCUUGGGCGUUGGGAUACGUGAUCGUGUACAACAUGCCCUGGAUUUUGAAAACCGUAUGGUCCGGAAUCCGAUCCCUGAUUCCCGCAGACGGUGCGGACCGAUUUAAGUUCUGCAAUGGAGACGAUAUCUUCGAAUAUAUCGACAGAGACAAUCUGCCUGACUUCAUGGGCGGCACCGUGCGCAUGCCCUUCAAAGAGCUAUCGCCGGAGGAAAUUGAAGCCAUACCCGUAGACAACAACAUUGAGAAACGAAUCUGCACGACUCCAGCAAUCACAAGGUUCUACCGAGAGAACUUUGGUCUCUUCGCGGGCUCGGCAGACUCCGGGAGUCACAAGCGUAUCUUCUCUUGCAUUCCUGACAGCUGCUUGUCCUUCGAGACAAUCAACGGGAACCAAAUCGCUUACUUGAAUGUAACGAACUGCUCCACGGACGGUCGGACGAUUGCUUUCAGGAUCAGGACAAAUCGUCGCGAGGGAUACACCGCGCUGCCGCAUUCUGGAACUAUCGAGUCCCAGAAGGCGGCCCGAAUCUCCAUAAUCAAGCUUAAAGAGUAUCUCUCAACAAGAAGCGACAAGCUGCUCAUUCAGGCUGUUCCGGUUGACCAUCCGCAGCCGCAAAUCUUGGAUGUUUUCAAGAAACUUGAUCGGAGUCAAGUACAUGAGCAGAAAAUAUUCUGUGAGCAACCUCUUGACGACGCAGACGAGGCUGACUUCGCGUAUUCGACUAGUGAGAACGGCUUACAGUGGUCGACGAGGAAUGCCAAUCAUUUCGAAGAACGGGUGGCCCUGCUCACCGCUCAAUGCGAGAGACAGCAAUUCAUCAACAUCAUUAUAUGCGCUCUGAUUGUCGCUUGUCUGGCGCUCUCAUUACACAGCAAAUUAUGCCAAUCCAGAGACAGCUGGUGGUGCACUCUAUGA
Galendromus occidentalis (western predatory mite) is the source of this 1606-nucleotide messenger RNA. RefSeq names its product motile sperm domain-containing protein 2. The record is from RefSeq and is a predicted model, not a curated record. The transcript is spliced from 12 exons. Lineage: Eukaryota; Metazoa; Arthropoda; Arachnida; Mesostigmata; Phytoseiidae. Gene Ontology annotation, cellular component: endoplasmic reticulum-endosome membrane contact site; endomembrane system. Bases 113 to 1606 code for a protein of 497 amino acids.